CAUUGGUUAUUAAUCUUAGGCGGUGAAUUUCAUCAAGCGAUGCGGCAGAAUUCUUGGUGGGAUGGUGGGGCAAUAUCAAACCCGCGACAAUGCCCAUCCACUUAUUAGACUCUCUAAAUUUUUAAAAUAACCAAAAUGACUUCUAGAUCUCCCUCCCCAGAGUUUUCACCACUAGCAAUAGGAGUUGAUCUCGCGCCACUUCCUACCUAUAAAGCAGCAACAACCAGCACUGUAAACUUUUUCGGUCUUCUCGAACCACCACUAAAGCUUCACGAAGAUCUCUCCAAAGGAUGUGGUGGUCAACUAUGGCCUGCUGGUAUGGUGCUUGCGCAGCAUAUGUUACGAUAUCGUAGAGAUUCUUUGAAAGAUGCUAGAAUGUAUGUUUCCAUCGCCAUUCUAUAAUUCUUCAAUUUUGAGAACUAAUGAGGAUCCAGACUCGAACUUGGGGCUGGAGGUGGUUUGGUGGGAUUAGCUGUGGCUCUUGCAUGUGAUCUUCAACAUCCAUUAAUACUUUCGGAUAUGGAAGUCAUGUUUGAACUUAUGAAGAGGAAUGUUUCUCUCAAUGAACUCGAGUCGAAAGUCGAGCCGUUGAUUUUAAAUUGGUAUGUUAACUAGUGUCAUUCAUGAUUAUGCUCGUUUCUCUAAUCAAAUUAUAGGGGUGAACCAUUACCGGAGCUAGUAGUGAAAGAUAAACCAGAUGUUAUUCUAGCAGCUGACUGCGUCUAUUUUGAGCCGGCUUUCCCGUUACUUCUCCAAACUCUGGAAGAGCUUUUAGAAUUAUCAAAGGAUGCAGUUAUCUAUUUCUGUUUUAAGAAAAGGAGGAGAGCAGAUAUGCAGUUUAUGAAGAAUGCAAAGAAGAAGCUCUUAGUUGAAGAGAUUGAGGAUCAAGAUAGAGAGACUUUUACUAGAGAGGGACUGUUCUUGUACACAUUUAAACGAAAAUCAUGAUACCCAAAAAUUUGCAAAAAGAAAUAUAUAUACAGUAGCUAAAGCAUUUGCAUCAUUUCUCUAUCCAGUCUAACGUUUCGACCAAGGACU
Molecule: messenger RNA, 1038 nt
Organism: Sclerotinia trifoliorum
Lineage: Eukaryota; Fungi; Ascomycota; Leotiomycetes; Helotiales; Sclerotiniaceae
Source: the annotation of a GenBank genome assembly